Onychomys torridus (southern grasshopper mouse) is the source of this 2063-nucleotide messenger RNA. RefSeq names its product membrane associated ring-CH-type finger 5 (gene Marchf5). Bases 331 to 1167 code for a protein of 278 amino acids. NCBI's taxonomy places the organism in Eukaryota, Metazoa, Chordata, Mammalia, Rodentia, Cricetidae. The transcript is spliced from 6 exons. Gene Ontology annotation, molecular function: zinc ion binding. The record is from RefSeq and is a predicted model, not a curated record.
ACCUCACAGAGGUAGCUCCUCCGCCGGCAGCUGCUCGGCGCCCCGGCGGUCCAUGGACCGGAACCCCGGGCGGACCGGCAGGAACCCGGGCCGCGACCGCCGCCUCCCGGCCCCAGGCUCCGCCUCCUUGCUCCCCGCCGCCCUCUGCGGAAGCCCGCCGGCAGCGCACCACCGCCGCGGGCCUCUCGGAGCCGCGCCGGGAGGCUGUGUGGCGGGGCCGCGGACGCCGCGGGACUGAGGCCUACUCCGCCGCCUCUCAGUGCUAUUGUCCCCGGGCCUGGCCCUGAGCGGGGCUGCGGGCGACGACCGAGCUCGCCGGCUCCGCGGAAGAUGCCGGACCAAGCCCUUCAACAGAUGCUGGACAGAAGUUGCUGGGUGUGUUUUGCCACCGAUGAAGAUGAUAGAACAGCUGAAUGGGUGAGACCAUGCAGAUGCAGAGGAUCUACUAAGUGGGUUCACCAGGCUUGUCUACAACGCUGGGUGGAUGAGAAGCAGAGAGGAAACAGUACAGCCAGAGUGGCAUGUCCUCAGUGCAAUGCUGAAUACCUAAUAGUUUUUCCAAAGUUGGGUCCAGUCGUUUAUGUCUUGGAUCUUGCAGAUAGACUGAUCUCAAAAGCUUGUCCUUUUGCUGCAGCGGGAAUAAUGGUUGGAUCUAUCUAUUGGACAGCUGUGACUUAUGGAGCAGUGACAGUGAUGCAGGUUGUAGGCCAUAAGGAAGGGCUGGAUGUUAUGGAGCGAGCUGACCCUUUAUUCCUUUUGAUUGGACUCCCCACCAUUCCCGUCAUGCUGAUACUGGGCAAAAUGAUUCGCUGGGAGGACUAUGUGCUCAGACUGUGGCGCAAAUACUCAAACAAACUGCAGAUCUUGAACAGUAUAUUUCCAGGGAUUGGUUGUCCUGUUCCUCGAAUUCCAGCUGAAGCUAAUCCUUUAGCUGAUCAUGUCUCUGCUACCCGAAUUUUGUGUGGAGCCCUUGUCUUUCCUACUAUUGCGACAAUAGUUGGUAAACUGAUGUUCAGUAGUGUUAACUCAAAUUUACAAAGGACAAUCUUGGGUGGAAUUGCUUUUGUUGCCAUAAAAGGAGCAUUUAAAGUUUACUUCAAACAGCAGCAAUAUUUGCGUCAGGCACACCGCAAAAUCCUAAAUUAUCCAGAGCAAGAAGAAGCAUAAAACUGACUUGUGUUUGUUCUGAGGCCUCUCAUCCGGACAAGUCUGCUGUGUCGUUCUGAUUCCUCAUUAAUGCACUAGUGGAGACUUGUGACAAGCUACUGCUCCUAUAUUUUUAAGAAAUAUAAUAAAGCACGCAAGGCAGGCGAUCCUCUCAGUAAUCACAGAACCUAAGGAUACGAUUCAACUUGAUUAUUUGUAUGUACUGCUUUGACAGCCAUCGGCUAAACCAUUAUCUUAGCAUGGUAAACCUGGGUUUGUUCAUAUUUUUUCAGACAAAAAUGUAAAGAUAAAACUGUACAAAUAUUAAAAAUGGACAUGCUGUUUUAUUCUGAUGCCUCUUUUGUAUAUACUCAUGUUCAGUGUUUUCUUAGAAACAGCAACUCAAUGAAGGUACUGUGAGAACUUUUCUCACUGGUAUCAUUUGAUUACAUGCUAAACAGGAGCCUGUGUUAAUAUGAGGAAAUGUAAAUUGGUUCUGAAUAAAUAACAAACCAAAAAAAAUUAUGUAAGCAUUGAAAUGACCAUCUGAACAACAGGGAUUCUGUUGCCUUUUCCUUAAUCCAUGUGACAUCUCAGAUGUGUAGGGUCAGUCUCCAGGGCUUCCAGAUCACUUUUUCACUAUUAAACUUUAUUUAUACAAUGUUGACAUCUCAUAGUUCAUAAUGUAAUUUUGACCCCUGUAGUCGUCAUAUUUGUCUGUGUGUGUAUCUGGGGUCGUUUAGAAAAGGUGGGCGGGAGGGAAGGAGAGGGUAAGGAUAGAAGAAAUGAGGUAGAAGGCCCUUAUGUCACUUAAUGUUUUUAAAUUUGUACUUCUGGAACUUGGAGCUGCCAGUUAGUAAUUUAAAUAGAGAACAACUUGCAAAAAAAUGAUAAUAAAAUUAUUGUUUUUUCAUCGA